Molecule: messenger RNA, 2401 nt
Organism: Aspergillus brunneoviolaceus CBS 621.78
Lineage: Eukaryota; Fungi; Ascomycota; Eurotiomycetes; Eurotiales; Aspergillaceae
Exons: 4
Coding region: 443-2401 (652 amino acids)
Source: RefSeq, a predicted model, not a curated record
GUCUCGCUAUUACUCUAACCACAAAGUGCGAUAUCUAGGUACAUUAUCAGAUAGGCAAGGUAGAAGCUGCUUGUGGGUAUCUUCGCAAUCUCAGCACUUCCGAGUGCACAUUUACCUGGCUACCUUUUAGUUAGACAUGUCACAAACGAGCGCUGGUGGUUUGUAUAAAAGAAUUGCGUCGAGAACCUCUCAGUUACUGAGGUAUUGAUCAAGCAGCAUGGGCGCAAUCUUCGAACCAGGCAGCAUACAUCUCUGUUGGUGCACAAACUGUUGCUGUUUGCAGGAUAGGUGGCGUCUUGACGGGCAACCCUCCUACAAGUAACCAAAGGCCUAUCACCUACUGAGGUCGCUUCUUAUCCAUCCUAUUCAUCCUCUUCCUUCAAGCUCAGACUGACUACCAUCACUCUCAAAUUUUUCGUCUUCCAUCAUAGCAACCCUCAACAUGACCAGUGUACACAAUAGCCAGAGAUGUCCCAUCGUCGGUCUCUACGGUAUCCCCGGAUGUGGGAAGUCCCACCUUCUCAGCAAACUCAAAACGCAGCUUGGUGAAGAGAAAUACGUCUACCACGAAGAAUCCAAAGUGAUUGGCACUGUUCCUGCCGGUGACCUGGCCGGCUUCCGAGCGUAUCGUGAACAGGCCAUCCGCAAUAUCCAAAAGAACCCGAAACACGGCUGUGUCACCGUCGUCACAGGCCAUUUCAUGUUCUGGGAGCCGACCGAGCCGAUGGGAAAGAUCGUAUGUACCAACAAAGAUCUUGCAACAUGCACUCACAUCUUCUACUUGGACGUGGCUCCUGAAGUGGUCCAGGGCUUUUGGGGACAGGAUACAGCCAGAAAGGGUCCCUGUCCCCCAGUCGACCACAUUCGAGCAUGGCAGAAAGUUGAGAAAGCUGAAUUGCGGAGUCUCUGCCACGAGCACCGAAUUAUCUUUUCGCUUCUAGGCGCCCAUCAAGAUGCUGCGAAUCUUAUUGGAAGUGUUUGGCACCACGACGAAGAUUCCAAUCUCCGGCUUGCUAAGCAUCAUCUCAGGGAGGCACUCGGUGGCAACCUGUCUGGGAAGACUGUUUUGAUGCUAGACGCGGACAAAACUCUGUGUUCCCAGAAUACUGGGGAGCUUUGGUGGAGGAUAUACCGGCAGCAUUAUCCUUCUGAUAAGUCUGAUGAGUCUAACGAAUCUGAUGACUCUGAUAAAUCUGAUGUGUCAGAUGAAUCGGAUGGAUCUGAUGGUCGUGAAUGCCCCUUGAGGCGGCUGUUUAACGGUCCGCUUGCUGUUUUCCUAUACGAAGAGGCUGCUGAUGAUCAGAAGUUCGAUGAGAUCUGUGAAGGGGUUGCUUCGAACGUGAAUGUGCAUCCUGAAUUCAUCAACCUCCUGUGGCAUGUUUUUGACGACACUUGCGUCAAAGCAGUGGUGGUUACCUCAGGCACACGGCUAGUCUGGGAAAAAGUCCUGACACGAGGAGGUUUAUCCGACAAUAUAAAGGUUGUUGGUGGAGGGCGCAUUAAAGACACGUUUGUCGUCACUCCAACGGUCAAAAGUGCUCUGGUCGGCUACCUGCGGAAAACCUUGGAGGCGGAAGUCUGGGCCUUCGGUGCUAGUCGCAUGGAUUUUGGGAUGUUGCGGAACCCUGAUCAGGCGUUUGUCGUCGUUGGCGAAGAGGCUAAUCGAAGCACAGCCAUGGAUGAGGCCUUGAUGGAUGAAUUCACCAAUGACAGAUUUCGGCCGAAACAGGUCUUGCUGCCUGCUACUUCCUCACCACGACUAGAGACAAAAGUGCUACCGAUCACGACUCUUGACAGCCAAAUGUUUCUAGACUUGCUCUUUCGUGGCUCGAAAAGAGUCACGGUCAUCGAAGCAACCGAUACGGGUGCCUCCCGAGUUCUUACCACUCCCACGAGGAACGCCUCGAUAUCCGGACCCGCGCUCCAAAACGCUCAUCGCGACGCUGGAAGGUACCUCGCGCUUGCAUACUUGCCGAACAUCGUUGAUAUCGAAAAUUACCCUAUUUCACAUGUGCAAGGCCAUCAGGCCAGCAUCAUAACAACCAUAAUUGCUUUGAUGCGAGGUGGGGAGCCUCUGGCUCGUGGGAUUUAUGACUACCUGCCUGGAGCUGCUUUUAUCCACGCGAAGGUACCAGACGAUGUUUGCCACGGCCACUUGCAGCAUCAGAAGACGGUCAUUCUGGCAGACUGGGUCAUCGACAGCGGGCAGACAGUGGCUAAGUUUGUCCGUCAUAUUCGGAAGCUGACUCCUGAUGUGCGCAUCAUCGUGGUUGCUGGCGUGGUGCAGGGCCGAUCAAUCGCCAAGCUUAGUCCUCUUGAGGCGCUGUCUGAUAAUGAAUACAAAAGUAAAGGGGAAACAGACACUGGCAAUCGUCUAUACAAUACGUUGCAUCUGCCUUGA